AUGUGUCUUGUGGAAGGGUCUCUCUCUCUCUCUCUUCUUUCCGAGCGUUUUCCCUCUCUUUUUCGGUUUGCUGAGCCCUUUUGUGCUUUGAUUAGUGACAACGGUUUUUGGAUAUCGGGUUCAUGGGAGUGGCGAAUUAAUUUUUGUGAAGGUUUUAAUGAUAGUGUGGACGGAGUUCGGGUUCGUGAUUUGGUUUCAUUCUUGGGUAACAUUACUCCUACGGUGGGUAUGGCAAAUUCGUAUGUUUGGUGGAAGAACUCUACGGGGUUUUCCGUCAAAGCGGGAUAUGACAUGAUUUUGGAGGGGAGUUAUCAGAACCAUCGUUUGGAGGUUGACGUUAUUAGUGCCUUAAAUCGAAUGUGGAAGACUAAGAUUUCAAGCAAGAUCUUGAUUUUUGGAUGGAGACUUAUUUUGAAUAAGAUUCCAACUAAUAUGGCUUUGGUGAGACGUCAUAUUUUGACGAAUUCUAAUCUCUUGGCUUGCUCUCUUUAUGGAGUGGAGGAGGAAGACUCGAACCAUCUUUUUGGAACUUGCCCUGUCACUUUGGUUUGGUGGAACAAGUUUUGUGAUUGGCUUCGGCUUGAUUUGACAUCUUUUCCGGGUAAUUCUUUUAAUCGUCUUUUAGCUUUGGAUUUAGCCUGUAAGUCUAGAUUUGUGGUAGAUACUAGUUGGCUUUUUGGUUUGGCUUUUUGUUGGAGAAUUUGGAGUUAUAGGAAUGAGGUUCUUUUUAAUGGUGGUAUCCUUCUUAAUUUUGAUACCCUUGAGAUGAAUAAAUAUGUUGCUUGGGAAUGA
Messenger RNA from Vicia villosa (hairy vetch), 792 nucleotides. RefSeq lists its product as uncharacterized. The transcript is spliced from 2 exons. The record is from RefSeq and is a predicted model, not a curated record. NCBI's taxonomy places the organism in Eukaryota, Viridiplantae, Streptophyta, Magnoliopsida, Fabales, Fabaceae. Bases 1 to 792 code for a protein of 263 amino acids.